AUGCUGGGACGACUGCAAGGGUACACCCGGAGCGUGCUUCAAAGACAGGGCCUUCCCAUCCCACACUCCUUGGCCUUGGAGAACAUCGCACGCCCCGAGGAGGCCAACUGGGGCAUAGGCCCUUCACCAGCCCCCAUGGUCAACACAAGCUAUGCUGCUAGCCCGUGGGAUCCCUGGUCUUUUGCCAGCCGGAUUGGCCUCAACGACGAGGGUGCCCAGUUCCUGGCGUCUCUACCCGAGGAAUUGCUGAAAGCCAGCAUUCAGAGCUUCGAUCCCGCCGGCACCAAGGAUGGCAAUGUGUGGGGACGUCUACUCGGCUUUAUCCGCGGCCUUUGGAUGAAACGCCUUCAGCUGAACGAGGAGGCCACAUCUUGCGUCAAGAACCUAUCGGAGGAGGCGCUGAUGCAGGUCAUGAUAUCCUUCCAUCCUGGACCGAAGGAUGGGAACGUUUCUGCUCGACUCCUUGCCUUCGCCAAGAAUCUCUCGUGGUCCGGCCCGAUGCAGCACCAGGGGUCUUAUGAGCAGCCCUGGCAGGAUCCGAGUGCAGCCAUGCCGACGCCAUCGCCCUCGGCGCCCAUCAGCUAUGCUCCGCCACGUGCGCAGGCGCGCAGCGCAUCAUCCGUUAUCUGGGAGCUCGCCACGUACUGGCAGCUGGACCAAGGUUCUAUAGACUUUUUGAUGCAAUUGCCGGACGAGAUCAAGUGGGAAAUCUCCACGGGCUUCAACCCUUGGGGGGCGAAGGAUGGGAACAUUUGGGGACGCCUCUUGGGCUUCAUCCGCGUCCUCGUAGCGCAGUGGGUCGGAUGGGAUCGGACCAAAGUGGAAUACAUGAAGACACUACCAGAGGACCAGCAGAAGGAGAUGAUUCUGACUUCGCUUUCCGCCGUCUAUCAGGGCUACACCAACCAGGCAGUGUGGUCUUCGCCACGCCCCAGCGCUCCGAGUGGAACACCGACCCUGAAGCAAUUCGUCGACCGCUGGGGUCUGGACGAGCGGGCCAGCCAGUUCCUGCAGGCCUUACCACACCACGUUCUGCAGGUGGUGCUGUCGGCAUUCGACGCCUCUGCUUCUGCAGAUGGAAAUGUGUGGGGUCGCCUCCUCGGCUUCGUGCGUUCGACGUGGGGAAGAACUAUGAAGCUCCCAUUGGAGGAAGUAUCACACCUCAAGACCAUGCCCGACCUUGUUCAGGUCCAGAUCAUCACGGAGUACAACCCUGCCAGUGGUAUGCGGCUUGUUGACUUCGCCAAUCAGACGUUGCAGGCCUCAGGAAUGGCCUCAGAGAUGCCUGUCGCGCCGGCGCCGGUACCUCCCGUCGACCCUGGGGCCGUGGACGCUUUCAUCGCGCGCUGCGGCCUCGAGCCCUCGGCCCGGGAUAUGUUGAUUGCUUUGCCGCCCGAGAAGCUGACGCAUGUCAUGGAGACCUUCAACCCAGAUGGCACCAAGGACGGCAAUGUCCUGGGCCGCCUCGAAGGCUACAUCAGGUCGAUGUCCGUCUUCAGGCAAGGAGCAAAGAGAGCUCGCAUUUACUGA
This is a messenger RNA of Symbiodinium necroappetens, 1530 nucleotides long. Lineage: Eukaryota; Dinophyceae; Suessiales; Symbiodiniaceae. The record is from the annotation of a GenBank genome assembly.